Messenger RNA from Penicillium argentinense, 1548 nucleotides. RefSeq lists its product as uncharacterized. Gene Ontology annotation, molecular function: transmembrane transporter activity. Bases 1 to 1548 code for a protein of 515 amino acids. The record is from RefSeq and is a predicted model, not a curated record. Gene Ontology annotation, cellular component: membrane. Lineage: Eukaryota; Fungi; Ascomycota; Eurotiomycetes; Eurotiales; Aspergillaceae. Gene Ontology annotation, biological process: transmembrane transport. The transcript is spliced from 5 exons.
AUGCCUGACAAAACAGAUAAUCAGGAAAUCGAAAAUGCCGUCGGCGUCGGUAUCCACGAUGAAGUCCCGCAGAAAAACCACACGAACUAUAACUUGGUCGACAAGGAGGUUGCCAAGUACGCCACCGAUACGGCGAUCGAGAUCGAUGAAGCCACAAAUAAGCGCCUGAAGAAAAUGAUCGAUAAGCGGAUUCUGGUCGUGAUGAUGAUUACGUAUUUGAUCCAGACAAUCGAUAAGGGGGCGUUGUCAUUUGCGUCGAUUAUGGGAAUAAUGGAGGAUGCUCAUUUAGGGGACAACCAGCAGUAUCAAUGGCUGACAACCGUUGUUUAUCUUGUUAUCCUCUGCGUCGAAUACCCGGAAAACUGGAUCAUCCAGCGUGUGCCUAUUGCCAAAUGGCUGUCCCUCAAUAUAUUCCUGUGGGGAGUCUGCAUUGCGCUUAUCUCAGCGAUGAGAAACUUCACCGGCCUGGUCAUCCUGCGUGCUUUCAUGGGUGCCUUCGAAGCCGCAUGCCAGCCGACCUUUGUAAUUCUCAGCUCAACCUGGUAUAAGCGUGAGGAGCAAGGAAGCAUCAUCAACCUUUGGUACAUGAUGAAUGGCAUUCAAAAUAUUGUCGGAGGUCUUUUAGCCUUCGGAUUCUCCUUUAUACCGUCUACCUCACCAGUCAAGUCCUGGGAAGGCCUCUUUAUGAUGUACGGUAUCCUGACCGUGAUUUGGGCGGUUUUCGUGUACUGCUGGAUGCCUGACUCGCCUAUGCGCGCAAAGUGCUGGACAGAGGAAGACAAGCAGUUGAUGGUUGAGCGUGUCCGACAGAACCAGACCGGUCUGCAGAACCGGAACUUUAGGAAGGAACAAGUCUGGGAUGCAAUCACAGACCCUCAGCUAUACGCAUUUGCGCUCAUACAGAUCUUGACAUCGAUCCCCAGCGGCGGAAUUGGCGCCUACGCAAAUAUCAUCAUCAACUCGUUCGGCUACAGUACUUGGGAGAGCCAACUUCUGACCAUGGUAGUCGGCGCCGUCACUGCGCUCACGAUGAUCAUCUCAGCCUACCUUGAUCGAUCAUUCGGACAUACGAUAUUCAUCAUGAUCGGAUCUGUUGUUCCCUCCAUCAUCGGCACGUCGAUCCUUAUCGGAAUUCCCUUCUCUGCUGAUAAACGGGUCGGGAUGUUGAUUGCAUACUGGAUCUUCUACUCCUUCUUUGCAGUUUCGUCCCUCUCACUGGCUCUUCUGUCUCGGAAUGUCGCUGGUCAAACCAAAAAGACGAUCGUCAUUGCGUCGAACUUUGUGUUCUGGGCAGCUGGUAACUCUAUCGGGCCGCAGGUCUUUCGCGAUAAGGAUGCACCUCGGUAUUACCUUGCUUUCUCGAUUCUCCUGGGUUGUUUUGUUCUUGUUGUGAUUACUUUGACUCUGCUACGACUGUGGUACUCGAUCCAGAACCGCAAGCGUGAUGCCAAGAUUGCUUCGGGGGAGGUUGUCCCUGACGUCAACUUCACGCAUGGAUUUGAGGAUAUCACUGAUCGGGAGAAUCCGCAUUUCAGAUAUUCUUACUAG